AUGGGUAUGUUUGGUCUUUGCUUCUUUGGGCUCCAUGCUUUGAAAAUAUCUCUUUUAAGUACUCUUGAGAAACUGGCUACGAAAAACAGAGUUCUUGUAUCAAUCGCAGUGACCGUUCUGAUAUCGCUAAUACGCCAAGUUCUGGCCACAUACUCCCUCCUCAUUAGUCUUUUGAUCACUAAAAGGGGAUACGAGGCAACAUUUUUGUCAAUUCCAACGUUUAUUAUAACAGCAGUACUACUAUACGAAGAUGAUGCCUUUGAGCAUGUAAAUAAAUUGAGUGAUAAAAGGAUAAGAUGGACAUUUCACAUUUUAUCUCUAUUUAUCUACUCUUAUUCGUUUGCUAUUCUAUUUAACAUUAACCACAAGGAUUUAUUUCAACAUUACAAGAAAAAGAUACGCUCGAAAUUUUCAAAAUCAUCAGGUAAUAAAAGUGCAAGUAUGGACUGGAAAGACGAUGCUUCAUACGUAUUUGGCAGUCGGAGAGAUGAAUAUGCUAGAAUAGAUAGUCAUGAGCCAAAAUCACCCUGGGAACUUCAGUCUGAUUUUUCUGACGAAUCAGAUAAUUAA
This is a messenger RNA of Theileria equi strain WA, 570 nucleotides long. RefSeq lists its product as hypothetical. The transcript is spliced from 2 exons. NCBI's taxonomy places the organism in Eukaryota, Apicomplexa, Aconoidasida, Piroplasmida, Theileriidae. The record is from RefSeq and is a predicted model, not a curated record. Bases 1 to 570 code for a protein of 189 amino acids.